AUGUCGCCUUCGCCUCGCGUGGACAAUGAAAAUGAACAGCCCUCAUUUCGUGCGUCAUUUUCAGCACUCGUCAAAUAUCUCGAAAAGAGCUUCCGCCAGGAGGGAGUAGUGAGUAUUCCACAUGAGAUCAUUCGGCCGUUCCGACAGACGUUCCUCCCGAAUGACAGUUCACCUCUACGCGACCUACAAAAAGCAUUGGAAAAUAGCCGGCCGAAGAAUGUACUUCGUCUUGCUCCACUGUCGUUCUGCGGAAUUGUCUCUAUCGUUCUUCAAUACCCUUACUCUUUGGUGCAGUCGAAGCUUCUCUAUCUCUUCGUGGACGUCAUUCGACAACACAAGAACGAGACAGCAUUCGCAAAGAUCCUCACACAGGUUCAGACAGCAUCAGUCACACCCGAGGCGGUUCGAGAUCGAAAGGACUUCAUUUGCAGGAAACUUGCAGGUUGCGUUUUGCGCCACCUUAUCAGUGAGGGCAAGGACACACAGCUGCGUUGGAGAGCGGCUCAAUUGCUUUCCGUUGUUCUUCACGACAGCUCUGUCGCAAGGAAUAGCCUUGCGCAAAUGCAGGACUGCUGCAUGUUGACCCCUUUCCUCGAAGCACAUGAAAGCUACCUACUUCGCGUGCUCGUCGCCGAUAUUGUCAGAGGACUAUUGUACAAUGGAAUGGACCGAGCUGUCUUGAAGAGUUCUCCAGGCCCACUCAGGAUUGUUGACGACAUUCCCAUCUCUGAGAACGCAGAAGCAGAAUGGCUAGGUCGGGUGGUUGAAUUUCUAAGCGACUUUGACCUUCGACGUGCCUUUGCCGAACGGACCGACCGCAUCUACAGAGUCCGGCGCCUGGAAUAUGGAGAGGGCGCAUCUUACGUUAUCCGCGAUGGACUCGUUUCCAUCGCCGCAGCUUCCCAUCAGAUCACCUUCCUUCUACCAGAUGCACCCGACUUGCUGACCCUUUUCUCCAUCCCCGUCACGAGCGAUCUGUCUAUCAGUAGCACGACGUCCAAGUCGAAUAGUUCCAGUGCAGUCGAGAUUGCAUAUCCCAACAACACAGGCUUCUGGAUUAAAGAUGGAAAAAAAAGCGCGAUUGACAGCAUCACAAUCACUCUGGACGAUGUUGAGUCUGCAGAUUCCCUGGUUCAAAAGGUGAGAGAGGAACAAAAUACUGCUCCAGGAGAUGAUUUGGUAACUGCUACCACGACCGAACAAGGCUCGACUCGAGCGUCGCAGAAGUGUUCGCUAGCUUUCGUGGACUUCAACAUGUUUAUCGACUCUGAAGGUGACCAACCGUUCGACCAGGGCACGAGGACUCCUGCUAGCGUGGCGGACCCUUCUGGCGUUGAAAUCUCUUCUCCUCUUGAGAAUCUUUCCCAGCGAAAUCUACAAAAGAAAGCGAGCCAAGCACACCAGAGCGAGCAUACGGAGGUUUCCGUACCAUCUCAGAACAAGAAGAGGACCAAUGCGCAUCGGGACACACCGCGUAACGCCGGGUCGGCAAAAGACGUCGCGCACACAACAAAUGUUGCUUCGAAUCCUCCAGAGUCCAAGCCUGGGGCGAGAGGUGCAGAUUCAGCGGCUGGUCAGAUAGCGGGAACGAGCGAAAAAAUUAAGACCAAGGAAAGAGCAUCUCACCAAAAGCCAGCCUCAGAGCUACCUGCACACAGAAAUCGCCACCAGAAACAAGCUGCUGCAAGCGCAGGCCCGACAGAAACCAACGAACAAGCAAACGUCAAAAAGUCACGAUCGAGGCCUUCUGAGUCCGCCUCGGUGUCCUCGGAUGGCCAGCCCACUCCUGCCUCUUCAAAGACAGCCCAAAGGGUUAGAGGCGUUAUCACACAAGACAAACGAAAGAAAAUCGCUAAAGACACCAUUCAUACUCCUACAACGAUGGAUCCUCAGGCCGAGUCCCAGAUGGGCCAAUCCCCUCCACCUGCGCCUGCCAAACCGGGACUCAAGAAGAGAUCCCUCAAGCAGUCCACCGAUGGGGAACAAUCUCAAUUGCGAGCCGAACCAGACUCAAUGACAAGCGAGUUCGAUUUGCCGUACGUAGGAGAGGAAAGCGAUCACCCAAAGAAGAAGGCCAAAACCAAAAACUCAAAGCAGCCUGUUAGGACGCAAGGAAACACCGAAAAUAAGGUGACGAAAAAUACAUUCAAGAAGGACGCGGAUAGUCAAAAAGCGAGAUCACAAAAGGGCAAAGGAAAGCAGAAGGCGGCACCAUCACCCGUCAAGGAAGGACAGAAGACGGCGGCGUCGACACGAGCCAGGCGUACCGUCAAGUCGUCGACAUAUGUCAAUGAUUCGGACAGCGACGCGGAUGGCGGCGCAGAAGGUGAUGACAAAGUUAGCCAAGCAAACAAGAAGUUCACCAGAGACGACGAUGAGGGUCACGCCGAAGAUUCGUACCCUGUCAGUAACGAGGAGAUGGAAGCCGCACGGCAUGGCUCCGAACUGAGUUUCGACUCCAACCUCAAGAAGUUGGUCCCUACGAAGGUGGCCCGCGAAGACGCCGGACCAUCCAGACAGCACCUUGCUGGCACCAAGGGCACUCAUAAUGCUACUCCACAACGCACAAUUCAGCCUGUCAGUGAAAGUCCCAUUCCUCCCGUGAGUGAAAACCUGCUCCGAAGGACUUCCAUUGUGGGAUUUGGGCCUCGAGGUCCCAAGAAUCAAGCUGUGCCACUCGGCUCGUCAGCGAAGAGGACCACUCAAAGCCAACUACCAACAAAUCCAAUCACGCCUGUUCCAGUUCAGAAACGACCACCAAUGGAGCAAGGCUGCGCUGAGGACGACAGCGAAGCCCAGACGAGUGGAAGAAGACGUUGCGAGAACAUUAAACCAAGAGAACAAGAAACUCAGCAUGAGACUAGAGAGCCAGAAGCCAUUUCGGAGGUCACCGACGUGCUCGGCUCUAACCCAUCUGUGUCGGACAAGUCUCAACGACAUGCUGAGCGUAAUCCUGACGCCGCUGUUCUGGAAAAGGACGACACCUCCAUGUGUGAUGUCCACGAUGAGCCGGAUCUGGGAAUCGGCAUUGGCGACGGAGAUGUUGUUGCCAUGAAGGAACUUUUGGCUCCGAGCAAAGCCGAUAACCGUGCUAUCAAACGCCGCGUGGACGACGCUAAGCCCAAGUUCAAUGCUGAUACCAUCUCUGAGGUUGCCGGUAAACUCGUUGCGCAUAAGGUUCGACCUCAAAAUGAUCCUGUUGGUACUGCUCGCGCAAUCCACGACGAGUCGAUGCCUGAAGCCAAUGCCGAGAUCAGUGCACAGGUAGCAGUGGCGCCAAAUGAUGACAUGCCUAUAGAUGAAGACCAAGCCCGGGACCACGCCCUGCCCCCGGCUCUACAAGUCCACAAUGAAGCAGAAACCCUACUUAACGAUACACCAGACCCCGACGCAAAUGAGAGUCGAAGAUCUUCGACAGCCUCAUCUGAGAACGUCUUUGAGCAGGAGCGUUCCGAAUACGUCGCGUCUGAUCCGGCUUCAGACGACGAUGUGGAGAAUUCUGCUAACUUGCAUUUCUCUGAACCUCAGGACAAUUCCAAGUCUCGAGACAUGCAGCCGAGGCCGCAGACACCUCUUCUGGAAGAUGAGAUACCACGAGGACGUCCAAAGCACCAACCGGCCGUCAUUGCUCAAGCCCAUAAACGGCAAUCUAUCGGAGUUGCCGCCAUCCUGGAUGCCGAAUACCCCCAGGCCGAGAAAGCUAUCAACACAAGCAAGAUGCGCUCAAGCUUGCAUCCGGCACAGGAGCGAACGAAUGUCCGUGAUGCCAGGAUUCGCGAAGCGCGACCAGACGUUGAAGAGUCUGCAAUCAGGGAUGGAGCCAGCGGUAGCAAUCAGAAACCCGUGCCUGCGACCACAACGACCAGCUCAAGAGCACAUGGCUGGGAGCCACAGCCAAAGAGCAACCCCAUAGUGAUGCGCGAACCACUCAAGGGCAUGUGCCCUCCACCUCCGCCUCGUAGUGCUCCUUCCAAGUCUACGACACGGCCUGACCACGCACCUACCUCUAACACCACUAUCGCACCUGCCUCGCCACGCACUCCCAGACGACGAAGCAACCCAGUGAUUGUGCCACAUAGAUUAUCACCAGCCGUGCAAAGCCCUCGCAAUAAGGCACCAUAUCCCUCGCUGAACGUGCCCGUCCGCAUCAAAAAGACCAAGCCACCAGCAAGAAAAGUUUCGAUAUCUGAAGUCGUGGCUCCCCCCGGUACACCAAUGUCUUUCUGCACUCGCUUGGGUGUGCAUGCAUCAUUGGCUGAUGCCGCCGUUGAUGAACAAACCGUGGUAUCUGAGCCUAAGGCCGCGUUUCACAGACCAGGGGACGGGAGUUUGACACUUGUGAACGAGGACGAGUCAACCUUAGGUCACCCGGCAAGAAUAUGGCCUCGUGGUGUCAGCCGCCACCGAUCGGUAUCGACUGACGGCAUGUCUUCGGCCAUGUCACCCUCGGGUGGUUCACGCUUCGCACAUAGAGCUGACCAACAGAUACUGCGGGAUGUACAGGUCAGAGACACUCAACAUGGCUUGCUGGACGCAAUCACCAAGAUUACUACUGAUGUGCUCUUUCGUUUCGGACAAGAAGAAGAUGCUGUCAACACCAAGGUGGAUGAAUAUUUCCGAGGAGGCGAUCAGAUUGUUCAGACUUUGACGGACAGCUGGAACCAGCGUCUAGGCCACGAGCAUCGGAACAUCGCAACCAAGCUUGGCGAGGAGAAGGAUUUCAUAACGAAAACUUCAAAGCUGGUUACCGAGCAAAACAUUGGUUCGUGGAAAAGUAUAAUAUGCGACAACCAUGUUGGGGGAAAACUCCAGAAGAGGACCAAAAGUUUGAUUGCUAGGAUCGAGGCUUUGAGGAACAAAGAUUGA
Molecule: messenger RNA, 4866 nt
Organism: Exophiala xenobiotica
Lineage: Eukaryota; Fungi; Ascomycota; Eurotiomycetes; Chaetothyriales; Herpotrichiellaceae
Exons: 7
Coding region: 1-4866 (1621 amino acids)
Source: RefSeq, a predicted model, not a curated record